Molecule: messenger RNA, 1185 nt
Organism: Salvia splendens (bonfire salvia)
Lineage: Eukaryota; Viridiplantae; Streptophyta; Magnoliopsida; Lamiales; Lamiaceae
Exons: 4
Coding region: 73-612 (179 amino acids)
Molecular function (GO): protein binding
Source: RefSeq, a predicted model, not a curated record
AACCAUUCUUAGGCUUGAAGAAGCCAAUCCAAAGCCUCUUCAACCAGCCGGAACCAUAAACCGGAGCGAAUCAUGAUCGGAGCUACACUCAACUCACACAAGCUAACUCUCAAAUUCCUCUGCAGCUACGGCGGCCGUAUCAUCCCCCGCUAUCCCGACGGCAAGCUCCGCUACCACGGCGGCGACACCCGCGUCCUCUCCGUCGACCGCUCCAUUUCAUUUUCCGAGCUGAUGGUGAAAAUGAGGGAAUUGUGUGGACAUACCGUGAAUUUGAGAUGCCAAUUGCCGACGGAGGAUCUGGACGCGCUAGUGUCGAUCACCUCCGAUGAGGAUCUCGCUAACCUACUUGAAGAAUACGACCGUGUUGCUGCGUCAUCGCCGUUGGCGUCUCCUAAAAUUAGGGCAUUCCUCUCGGUCCCCAAAUCCGCGAAAAAAUCCUCAUCCCCUUCCUCCUCCUCGGCCUCCUCGAGCAGUAACGGCUCCACGUCGCCAAAAUCACCGUUCUACUCCUCAUUACCGCCUCGGUACCCGACCUCCGGCGGCGGGAGGUGCGUCCGGCAUGCUUCGAGGCCUCCUGUGUACCCUAUUAUCGGUGGAGAAGGAUCCUGCUAAAUUCCUUACUCGGUUUUGAUUGAUAUCAUCAUAAAUUGAGGAUUCAUGCUGAUGAAACUGGAGGAGAUUUUUGAUACUUAAGUAUGCUCGAAUUGAAGAAAAGGUUGGAUGAAUUUGGAAACCGGAAAGAGGAGUAUGGAUAAACCAUAACAUUGGACAAAUUCGGAAAGGCGUGUGAAUCCACAGUUGCGACUUAAAGCGUGGCUAAUUUUAGGUAUCAAUUAGUUGAACUUUCCCAACCUCCAUCGAUUCCAAGUUAUCGAGACUAGGAAAUCUUUGGUCCUACAUGGCCCAUGUCACCGCUACCUAGCUAUUGACAUUUAAAAUGUAAUUUUCGCAAAUCACAAGUAGUAGUAUGAGAUAAACCGUGACACACUUGUACAUCGAAAGUGUAAAAGUAGAAGAGGUGAAAAAGAAAAAAAAUGUGAAGAUAUUGUUGAGGUUAAAAGUUAAACAAGUGGAAAUGGGGAAAAAGGGUCACUCCGUAUAAGGUUUAUGAUGCCCCACUAAUACGUGAUCCAUGAGAAUAAAAGAAAUACUAUUGCAUUAUAAAUGGGAUUUAAAGUUUUGUCA